CUUUCCCCGUCUGCUAACCUGCCCCACCUCUUCUGCAUCUCAAAGAUCACGACUGGGCAAGCGUGUUAUCUAAUCUCCUUCCUCAGGCCUUCACCCUGUGCCUUUUUUUUUUUUCUUCCAACAGACAACUGCCUGCGUGGCAGCCAUGCGGCCCCCGUGGUGUCCCCUGCAAACGCCCUCCCUGGCUUCCCCACUCCUUCUCCUCCUUCUCUUCCUUGGAGAAGGUCCAGGGGCUGAGGGUCAGGAGGACCGAAACCUAGUGGUGACUGUUCGAGAGGGCCGCCUGCGGGGUAUCCGCCUGAUGGCCCCUGGGGGCCCUGUCUCUGCUUUUCUGGGCAUCCCCUUUGCGGAGCCACCUGUGGGUCCCCGUCGAUUUCUUCCACCAGAGCCCAAGCGGCCCUGGUCAGGGGUACUGGAUGCCACGUCUUUCCAGAGUGUCUGCUACCAAUACGUGGACACCUUGUACCCUGGCUUUGAGGGCUCUGAGAUGUGGAACCCCAACCGUGAGCUGAGUGAGGACUGCCUCUACCUCAACGUGUGGACACCAUACCCCAAGCCUGCAUCCCCCGCCCCUGUCCUUGUCUGGAUCUAUGGGGGUGGCUUUUACAGUGGGGCUUCCUCCCUGGACGUGUAUGAUGGCCGCUUUCUGGCACAGGCCGAGGGGACUGUGCUGGUGUCCAUGAACUACCGAGUGGGAGCCUUUGGUUUCCUGGCCCUGCCAGGGAGCCGGGAGGCCCCAGGCAAUGUGGGUCUUUUGGAUCAGAGGCUGGCGCUGCAGUGGGUGCAGGAGAAUGUGGCAGCCUUUGGAGGAGACCCGAUGUCAGUGACACUGUUUGGGGAGAGUGCAGGUGCUGCUUCUGUGGGCAUGCACCUGCUGUCCCCCCCUAGCCGGGGCCUGUUCCACAGGGCUGUGCUGCAGAGUGGGGCACCCAAUGGACCCUGGGCCACCGUGGGCGUGGGAGAGGCCCGCCGCAGGGCCACACUGCUAGCCCGACUUGUAGGCUGCCCCCCAGGUGGCACUGGUGGCAAUGACACAGAGCUGGUGGCCUGCCUAAGGACACGGCCAGCCCAGGACCUGGUGGACCAUGAGUGGCAUGUGCUGCCUCAGGAAAGUGUCUUCCGAUUCUCCUUUGUGCCUGUGGUGGAUGGAGAUUUCCUCAGUGACACCCCCGAGGCCCUUAUCAACGCCGGAGACUUCCAGGGCCUGCAGGUGCUGGUGGGUGUGGUGAAGGAUGAGGGCUCCUAUUUUCUGGUAUACGGGGCCCCAGGCUUCAGCAAAGACAACGAGUCUCUCAUCAGCCGGGCCCAGUUCUUGGCUGGGGUGCGGGUCGGGGUCCCCCAGGUGAGUGACCUGGUGGCCGAGGCUGUGGUCCUGCAUUACACAGACUGGCUGCACCCUGAAGACCCGGCUCGGCUUAGGGAGGCAAUGAGUGAUGUGGUGGGCGACCACAACGUGGUGUGCCCCGUGGCCCAGCUGGCUGGGCGACUGGCCACCCAGGGUGCCCGGGUCUAUGCCUACUCUUUUGACCACCGUGCCUCCACGCUCACCUGGCCCCUCUGGAUGGGGGUGCCCCACGGCUACGAGAUCGAGUUCAUCUUUGGGCUUCCCCUGGAACCCUCGUUAAACUACACAAUGGAAGAGAGAAUCUUUGCCCAGCGGCUGAUGAGAUAUUGGGCCAACUUCGCCCGCACAGGGGACCCCAAUGAUCCCCGAGACGCCAAAGCCCCGCAGUGGCCACCUUACACAGCGGGGGCACAGCAGUACGUGAGCCUGAAUCUGCGGCCGCUGGAGGUGCGGCGGGGGCUGCGCGCCCAAGCCUGUGCCUUCUGGAACCGCUUUCUACCCAAAUUGCUCAGCGCUACCGACACCCUGGACGAGGCGGAGCGCCAGUGGAAGGCCGAGUUCCACCGCUGGAGCUCUUACAUGGUGCACUGGAAGAACCAGUUCGACCAUUACAGCAAGCAGGAUCGCUGCUCAGACCUGUGACCCAGGCGGGACCCCCGAGCCCGCCCCUGCCCUGCCCGCCCUGCCUUCUAGCUGUAUAUACUAUUUAUUUAAGGCCUGGGAUGUAACACAGAUGAACUCCAGACCCUGUUCCUCAACUUUCCCCGGGGGCUUCCCGUCCUCUGCAUGUCUCGGGCCGAGCUCCCUUCCUUGCGGUGCCUUCGCCCCUCUGGGCUGCCAAUAAACUGUUACAGCCA
Messenger RNA from Elephantulus edwardii (Cape elephant shrew), 2202 nucleotides. RefSeq names its product acetylcholinesterase (Yt blood group) (gene ACHE). Gene Ontology annotation, cellular component: plasma membrane. The record is from RefSeq and is a predicted model, not a curated record. The transcript has 4 exons. NCBI's taxonomy places the organism in Eukaryota, Metazoa, Chordata, Mammalia, Macroscelidea, Macroscelididae. Bases 146 to 1987 code for a protein of 613 amino acids. Gene Ontology annotation, molecular function: acetylcholinesterase activity. Gene Ontology annotation, biological process: acetylcholine catabolic process; choline metabolic process.